AUGGGAGGCCCCCCAGUGCUGCUUCAGGAGGACGAAGCCGGCCUCCCCAGAUCUGGUGCAGAAGAGCCACAAAGCCCUGAGCAGCAGCCGGAGCUCCUCUCGGCGCAGGAGACGGCGGGGCGCCCCUUGCCUCCCUCUGCAGCGCCGAGAGGGUUAAAGCCAGCGAGUGGGCGGCUGGAGCGGCCGCGGGAGGACCGGGAAGGCGGGGAGGGGGCGGAGCAGGGUCUGCAGCCCGCGGAAGAGGAGCGGGAAGCCGCGGAGGCAGCAACUGAAAGCCUUCAUCCCACCCAAGCUGGGAGUGAUGUUGAAUUCUGGGAACGCCUGGUGCCAAUUAUCCAUGAUCAGCUCACUGCCAUCUCAGAUGUAGAUUGCAGACGCUUCCGGCAAUUCUGCUACCCGGAGGCCGAUGGGCCCCGAGAGGUCUGCAGCCAGCUCCAUGGACUUUACAGCCAGUGGCUGAAGCCAGAGAGGCUCACCAAGAAGCAGAUUGUGGACCUGGUGAUCCUGGAGCAGUUCCUGACUGUUCUGCCCCAGGAAAUGCAGAGCUGGGUCAGGGAAUGUGGGCCGGAGACCAGUUCCCAGGCAGUGGCUCUGGCCGAAGGCUUCCUCCUGAGUCAGGCAGAGGAGAAGAGGCAGGCAGAACAGGUGAGGGGACUCCAUCCAGAUGUGGGCACCAUCCGUGAAGACAGAAGCUGCAAUUCCUGA
This is a messenger RNA of Heteronotia binoei (common prickly gecko), 705 nucleotides long. Its product is annotated as zinc finger protein 394-like. The coding region runs from base 1 to 705 and encodes 234 amino acids. The record is from RefSeq and is a predicted model, not a curated record. Lineage: Eukaryota; Metazoa; Chordata; Lepidosauria; Squamata; Gekkonidae. The transcript is spliced from 4 exons.